CCUUCCCGCCACCUGCGCGCCCCUCUACCGUCCCGGGGCACCCCCGGCGCCCUGUCCGCCAUGCGGCACCAGCCUCUGGCCCCAGGUGGGCCUUGGCGGGGCAGUCCCCUUCGCCUGCCCGCCUGCAGUGGCUGCAGCCUAGCGUUGCUGCUGCUGCUGACCCUAGACAGUUGCUUAGGGGUCUCCAGGGUGGCGGCGGGCUCUCGGAGGCCCAAUGUGGUGCUGCUGCUCACAGACGACCAAGACGAAGUGCUCGGCGGCAUGACACCCCUGAAGAAAACCAAGGCCCUCAUCGGAGAGAUGGGAAUGACUUUCUCCAGUGCUUAUGUGCCAACUGCUCUUUGCUGCCCCAGCCGAGCUAGUAUUCUGACUGGGAAGUACCCACAUAAUCAUCACGUUGUCAACAACACUUUAGAGGGAAACUGCAGUAGUAACUCUUGGCAGAAGAUUCAGGAGCCAAAUACUUUCCCUGCCAUCCUUAGAUCAUUGUGUGGCUAUCAAACCUUUUUUGCAGGGAAAUACCUAAAUGAGUAUGGAGCCCCUGGUGCAGGUGGACUAGAACACGUUCCUCUGGGCUGGAGUUAUUGGUAUGCCUUGGAAAAGAAUUCUAAAUACUACAAUUAUACUCUGUCUAUCAAUGGGAAGGCACGAAAGCAUGGUGAAAACUACAGUGUGGACUACCUGACUGAUGUCCUGGCUAAUGUGUCCCUGGACUUCCUGGACUACAAGUCUAACUUCGAGCCGUUCUUCAUGAUGAUUUCCACUCCAGCACCUCAUUCACCUUGGAUAGCGGCACCUCAGUACCAAAAGAGCUUCCAGAACGUCUUCGCGCCCAGAGACAAAAACUUCAACAUCCAUGGCAUGAACAAGCACUGGUUAAUUAGGCAAGCCAAGACCCCAAUGAGUAAUUCUUCAAUACAAUUUUUAGAUAAUGCAUUUAGGGCAAGGUGGCAGACUCUACUCUCGGUUGAUGACCUUGUAGAGAAACUGAUAAAGAGAUUGGAAUUCAAUGGGGAGCUCAAUAACACUUACAUCUUUUAUACGUCAGACAAUGGCUACCACACAGGACAGUUUUCUUUGCCAAUAGACAAAAGGCAGUUGUAUGAAUUCGACAUCAAAGUUCCACUGUUGGUUCGAGGACCUGGGAUCAAGCCAAAUCAGACAAGCAAGAUGCUUGUUGCCAACAUUGACUUGGGUCCUACUAUUCUGGACAUCGCUGGCUAUGAUCUGAAUAAGACCCAAAUGGAUGGGAUGUCUCUCUUGCCCAUUUUGAGAGGAGCUAGUAAUGUGACCUGGCGAUCUGAUAUCCUGGUGGAGUAUCAAGGGGAAGGCCAUAAUGUCUCUGACCCAACGUGUCCUUCCGUGGGGCCUGGAGUCUCCGAGUGUUUCCCAGACUGUGUAUGUGAAGAUGCUUACAACAACACAUAUGCUUGUGUAAGGACAAUGUCAGCCCUGUGGAAUUUACAGUAUUGCGAGUUUGAUGACCAGGAGGUGUUCGUGGAAGUCUAUAAUCUGACCGCAGACCCACAUCAAAUCACUAAUAUUGCUAAAACUAUAGACCCAGAGCUCUUGGGCAAGAUGAACUAUCGGCUAAUGAUGUUACAGUCCUGCUCUGGACCAACCUGUCGCACUCCAGGGGUUUUUGACCCUGGGUACAGAUUUGAGCCCCGGCUCAUGUUCAGCAGUCAUGGCAUCGUCAGGACAAGAAGGUUUUCUAAACAUCUCCUGUAGCCACCUUGCCCAGCUUCUGCAGUUGGAGCCCUGCACGCCUCUUUCUGAUGAAGUGAUUGUAGUAGGUGUCUGUAGCUAGUCAGUCUUCAAGACCACACCUGGAAGUUUAAGUCCUAUCUGAAAAACCAGCCCAGUCAGCUGACUUCUGUGCAAUGUGUUAAACUGUGAACUCUUCCUAUAUGUCAGGAGUGACUGUCCUUGGUCCCUCUGUUCAUCUGAUAAUGAAUACGCCCAUGAGGUCUUCGUACUCACCAUAUCUUUCCUGUCCUGGGGCCACUGUUUUUGAUACUACCCUGUGGGUCAAAGUCUGAAUGUGCAAA
Messenger RNA from Elephantulus edwardii (Cape elephant shrew), 2051 nucleotides. It is a transcript of the gene GNS, whose product is annotated as glucosamine (N-acetyl)-6-sulfatase. Lineage: Eukaryota; Metazoa; Chordata; Mammalia; Macroscelidea; Macroscelididae. Gene Ontology annotation, biological process: glycosaminoglycan metabolic process. The transcript is spliced from 14 exons. The record is from RefSeq and is a predicted model, not a curated record. The coding region runs from base 61 to 1731 and encodes 556 amino acids. Gene Ontology annotation, molecular function: N-acetylglucosamine-6-sulfatase activity; glycosaminoglycan binding.